Messenger RNA from Amphibalanus amphitrite, 2420 nucleotides. RefSeq names its product SET-binding protein-like. The record is from RefSeq and is a predicted model, not a curated record. The coding region runs from base 291 to 791 and encodes 166 amino acids. The transcript has 3 exons. Lineage: Eukaryota; Metazoa; Arthropoda; Thecostraca; Balanomorpha; Balanidae.
UAUCAUCCUUGUUUAUUUUCAUCAAUGCGUUGUGUCAAUAUAAAUAAACCCGUUGUGUGCAAUAAUUUAUUUCAAUUUUGCAAUAUCAAUGAACACUGAUCACUUAUCAGUGAUGUCAUCAUGACUUUAUGCUGCAGGUUCUUCACCUGUCACGGUCAUAGAAUACUAUUCACCUGUUAGAACUUAGAAGCUUAGUGGGCCGGUGUGCGCGGUGAGCCAGCGCCCCGUGCGGCGCCGGUACAGUCCGGGUGGGGCGCAGCGGGCCGCCGGGCGCUCCCUGCCGCCGCGCCAUGGAGCUGUCGCCGACCUACUCCGAGUCGCCGCCGGACGGCUCGGUAGCAGCCGCCUGCUGCGACUUCACCACCUGCUGCUACUCGGGCCUGUGCGCCGUGCUCUGCUUCACCGGCGUGGCCAUCACGUUCAUCUUUAGCUCUGCGCCGGACCAGGACGCAGGCCUGGGUGUGGCGACUCCACAGACCUGGCUGCUCGGGCCCGUUCUCAUCCUGCUCAGCGUGCUGGUGGCCGUCAAAACGCUUAUGCACGUGCGCAAGCAGCGGCUGCGUCUGGCCGGCGGCCGGCAGCGGCGGCACAGGCGGCGGCGGCGGCCUGACUCGCUGGACCAGGCCGAGCUCGAGUCGGGCCUGGAGCUGUCGCUGCCGCCGCGCGGACACGACCUGCCGCCCUCCUACGAGGAGGUGAUGAAGCUGAUGCAGGAGGAGCGGCGAGGACCGCCGCCGCCGCCUCCCCCUCCGCCUCCACCGCCCCCACCGCCAGCGGAGGUGGUGCAGUGAUGGAGGGCUCACUCACACGCGCACACUCUGGUCUGGAGACCGCGCAGCCAGGUAGCCGGGCCAUACACAGCGAGGUGGUGAGUAUACGUCUGAGAGUACCCGCCUGUACAGGGUGCGACUGGCUGGACGCUGUAUGUCUGGAUGUGAUUGAUGUGACACGCACAUACCCUCGAGUAUGUGACAGGUUCGAUGUGACUGAUGUUAGAGCCUUCCGCUGGAAGAGUUGAUGAUCUGAUUAAAAGUUAACUGCGCUCCAUAGCGCGUGGUCGAUGGUUGACCACGUACCGAACACUGCUGAUCAAAAUAAGACGACGGCAUUUAAAACGUGCCAACUAAGGCGUACGUUUGUCGCUCAAAGUUGACGGUCCUCUGAGAUCCUGCGACUCCCUCAGACUCUUCUGGGUGGUUAAAAUUGGUCAUUGGCCGGUGUCAUGGCUAACGCAGGCUGUUCCGGUAGAAGGGAUGGGAGAGCGUACGAACGGGACCGGAUUGCCGGGACAGUAUCUGGGUAGUGGUUCAAUGCUAUCGGUUUUCAAUGUCCCCGUGGGUGAUGCUGGACAGUACUCGGUAUGUAACUAGACUCAAAUGAGAUUGGCUUUGAUAGCCAUUGUUUACCUUUUGGAAUGUGCUCACUUCCCAAUGUUUAACUGCACCCAGUCCACAAAGCGGUUGUGGUAUUCUCUUACUAGUUGCACAAUAAGCUAAGCAGAACUCAAGAUGUUCCUUUUAUUUUCGCAUGCAUUUUUCAUUAUAAGGCACAUGCUAUUUGAGUAAAUGGCAAUAUUGUAGGAAGCGACAGCGUUCGGUUUUACUGUUUCGAUUGUCUAUUUUGCUCGUGUCUGUGUUUAUUGUCAUUAGGUGUUUGGAUUGGGUGUUUUGCCAUACCGUUGGCGUCCGAAGAAAACUGAAGUCUUCUACGAGGAGCUUUACCGUCAGACUUGUGUCGGGCCGGCAGCUGCGCGCUCGGUCGCGACUGUUUUGUGCCAGACAUCUGUCCAUCCCGUCCAAUGUAGCCGGACGCUGCAUAUCUCGCAACAUCAUAUCCUUUUGAGCGCAAUAGUGGUCCACGGUCAUCAUAUCGUUGUCGCGCGGCGCCUCUGACUGUCGGUGGCCGGCGGCUCACAUUCCGUGUAUUGGUGUGACGGCCGUCCGUGACGUUACGUUACCCCCUCGGGGCGGUGACGGGUCGCCAGUCGCCCUACGGCGAGCGACUGCCAGCUGUGUCCGUGUGGUGUCUGCAGGGUGAGUGGGCGCGAGUGCAAUUCUACGUACAAUUGUCUGUCUGUGGCGGUGUGCGGCGGCCGUUCAGCUUUACAUAGAAUCUGUCCAGGACGGAUCUGACGCCGGGUUGUCCGGCGACCCCAGAGAAUCUCCCCGGCGCCGGUCCCGGGCCGCGGCCGGCCACCGCUCCGGCGCGCGCGGCCGCCGCGCAGACCAUGAUUCGUGUCUUUCGAAGGAUGUUCCGCCGUACAAUGCAUGCAUCGUCCAGGGUGGGUGUGCCGUGUCGACUGUACUGCACCAACAGAAAUUCGGCGAGUCCAUAUAUGAUACAAUAUGCUUGCGUCAUAUUCACUGGCACGUAACGCCCAACAUGUGUAUUUUUGUAAUAAAAUGGUGUGAUGUUAAUAA